Dendroctonus ponderosae (mountain pine beetle) is the source of this 928-nucleotide messenger RNA. RefSeq lists its product as uncharacterized. Bases 75 to 854 code for a protein of 259 amino acids. The transcript is spliced from 4 exons. Lineage: Eukaryota; Metazoa; Arthropoda; Insecta; Coleoptera; Curculionidae. The record is from RefSeq and is a predicted model, not a curated record.
ACAUAAAUACGGAAAAAUGCGUGUAUUUUCGGUAGUGAAAUCGCAAAAGUAUAGGCGAAUUAAAGACUGGCAAAAUGAAGCUUUUCGGGCUUUUUUGUGUAGUUUUCGCAGUUUACUUUGCCAAAAACGUGAGCGGGCAUGGAUAUAUGAUCACUCCCGUUAAUAGAGCCUCCUUAUGGAGAGUCGACUGGAAACAACCUCCUAACUACAAUGACAAUGAAUAUUUUUGCGGGGGAGUUCAUGCUCAAUAUUACGUAAAUGGGGGUCGGUGCGGGCCCUGUGGGGACGACUGGAGAGAACCAGUACCUAGAAGCAACGAAAACGGAGGAGUAUACGGAAAUGGAGUCGUUUUAUCCAACUAUACAGCCGGUACUGUUCUCACUGUUAAAAGCAUUUUAACAGCUAAUCACCUGGGAAGCAUCUACUUCCACAUCUGCGAACUGAAAAAUCCUACACAACCCGAAACAGAAGAAUGCUUCCAGCCAGUCUACUUAGCAGAUGGAACUUCCCACUACUCUUUACAUCCAACGGAUUACAUCUUCAAUACAAAAAUCAAGCUGCCUGAAGGGCUUACUUGUGAAAGAUGCGUCUUGAGGUGGCAUUAUCGAACAGGCAACAGCUGGGGGAUGUGUGAGGACGGCACUCAGAAUAUGGGCUGUGGAAAUCAGGAAAUUUUUCGGUCUUGUGCGGAUAUUCGCAUUGUUGCUGGCGAUGGAGCUUCUAAUGAGGCUCCAUCUGAUUCCAGAGAAAAUGAACGUUCGGAUGAUGAAGAUGAAAGUUCGGAAGGUGCGGAUGCAGAGGACGCAAAUGAAUCCAAACCAUGCUUUUUGCCACCGCAGAAUUUGCGAAAAUAAGUCAAUGUUAACAGAGUAAAACAAUUUCAAAGAAAUUUAAAAUUCCUAAUAAAAAAGCAAGUUUGUUUCUGGAA